Messenger RNA from Gigantopelta aegis, 622 nucleotides. Its product is annotated as nuclear fragile X mental retardation-interacting protein 1-like. Bases 1 to 426 code for a protein of 141 amino acids. Gene Ontology annotation, molecular function: RNA binding. Lineage: Eukaryota; Metazoa; Mollusca; Gastropoda; Neomphalida; Peltospiridae. Gene Ontology annotation, biological process: box C/D snoRNP assembly. The transcript has 5 exons. The record is from RefSeq and is a predicted model, not a curated record. Gene Ontology annotation, cellular component: nucleus.
AUGUUACAGAAGAAGGUUGACAAGAGGGAUCUAGCCGAGAACAACAACUUUUUCUGCGACACGUGCAACCGAGGCUUUAAGAUGAAGGACAAGUAUGAUGAACAUGUUGACGGACAUCAGCAGUGCUCGGUGGCUGGAUGUCCAUAUGUUGCCGCACCCAAACUUGUGCAGCUUCAUUUCCAACUGCAACAUAAGUGUGGAUUGGCUAAAAAGGUUUGGUCUUUGGAAUCGCAGGAAAAUGUCGACAAAUGGAUUGCAGAGAAGAGGAAGAACUUCCCGACGUCUGGUAAUAUAAAGAAGAAAGAAGCUGAGCAGAAGGACAGAAAUGAAAGAGGAGAGGUUCUGGAAACCAAACAGUUUGGUGCACCUACUCGUCGCGAAGACGUCGCAGAUCAAACAACGAUGGUUGAAAGCGUUCCAGGAUGAGCGACGGAGAGUGCGUGAAGAUUUGGAAAAUGGUAGGAGCAAUGAUCAUGAGAAAUUGUAUAAUUCUUUCUAUUGUAUAAUUCUCUCUAAUUUUAAUGGGUUUUUUUUUUUUACUAAAUGGUUCAAAAGUUGUUUAACCUUUGUUGUUUUUUUGAAAAUGGAAAGAAUGUUUUUAAAGAAAUAUGUUAGUUUUUAG